AUUCCCCCUUGUUUAUUUCAUCUCGAGUCAGUGGAGAACAUCAACACACGCGUCAAUUUGAGUUCCACAAGUAUAUCUUUUAGAUUUAUUUUUUAUUUUUUUUAUUAAGUUUUCAACAUGCCCCCCACAAGAGACCCCUACCCCUAUCCGAAGUAUGAAAAUGAUGACGUGUACCUCGGUAGAGAAAGGAGCCGCUCGAAGAAAGUUCCACACCCCAAACCCACCCACUUGGCGCAGCAAGAGGACCCCUGGAACCGCCUCAACGCAAGAGCCACCCUGGCCAGCGCCAGGAGAGAAAUAUUUCACUUCGACCACGAGGCUCCGAGAGACAGUUUGGAUUUCCAUCUGAAGACCACCUACAACCAGCAUGAGGAGUUCCUCAGAGACAAGAAUGAGACCCUCUAUCAGAAAGAAACCAUCAGCGAUGACCACGGCAGAAUAUUGAAGAAUCGAGUGAAAGAACCACCUGGCCCACCAGAACUCCAAAGAACUCCCAUCAGGGUCUGGACGAACCCCCAGAAUGAAUCCAUCCACAGUAUACACGGAGCUGUAGAAAGCCAUCACAACGCAUCUACGAACCGGGGCUACUCCAGGAAGCACGAUGGCGGCUUUUAUUCAGUUUAAUAACAAUCGAUCAAGUGUGCUUGGAGUGUAUCGGUAGAGCUUGUUUCUUCCCCUGCCACGCAUGCACUGUAGAUUAUGUAAAGCGUGCUGCUGCUUCACUCGAAGCAUGUUGUUUUGCUACUCUGACACGUCUGUAAUAAUAAACACUGUGAACACGGCAUGUUUUGAGAGUGCAUUUUGUACAACACGUGAUUAUGCAGCGCCUGCACAGGUGCGUGAAUUAUUAAAACCAGGAUUAGAACUUC
Messenger RNA from Acipenser ruthenus (sterlet), 869 nucleotides. Its product is annotated as protein CFAP276. Lineage: Eukaryota; Metazoa; Chordata; Actinopteri; Acipenseriformes; Acipenseridae. The coding region runs from base 118 to 624 and encodes 168 amino acids. The transcript has 5 exons. The record is from RefSeq and is a predicted model, not a curated record.